UCUCAAUCUCCUACAAUGGCUUCUGCUCAAUGGCUAGCUCUCAUCCUUGCAUUGCUCCUUAUCAUUAUCCAUUUACUAACCAAAGAUAGAAAGCAAAACAAGAGGCUUCCUCCAGGCUCAAUGGGGAUUCCAAUCAUAGGCCAGAGCCUCAGUCUUCUCCGAGCAAUGCGCACAAACACCGGCGAGAGGUGGAUUGAGGACCGAAUCAAUAAAUAUGGGUCAAUAUCCAAGCUCUCACUCUUUGGCCAGCCAACUGUGUUUCUCACCGGUCCAGCAGCAAAUAAGUUCAUCUUCUCUAAUGACUCGCUAGCCCUUAAACAGCCACAGUCCUUCACAAGGAUCAUUGGAAGCCGGAACAUGACUGAGUUUGUAGGUGCUGAUCAUAAGCGGCUUCGAGGUGCAGUCAGUUACUUCUUGAAACCUGAGAUCUUGAGGAAGUAUGUUGGUAAACUUGAUGAAGAGAUCAGACAACACUUCAGAACCAAUUGGUUUGGCCAUCAGCAAGUUAAGGUUUCACCAUCAAUGAAGCGUCUGACGUUCAAUGCCAUGUGUGCCACAAUAUUUGGGAUUAAACAGGGAACAACUAGAGAACUUCUAGUGAAUGAGUUCAAGUAUAUGAUGGCUGGAAUGUGGACAGUGCCUAUUAACUUGCCGUUCACUCGCUUCCAUAACAGCCUGAAAGGCAGAGAAAAAGUUGGGAAGAUACUCACCAGAAUCAUAGAGGAGAAGAGAAGUGCAUUGCAGAAAGGCCAGUGUUCCUCAGAGGAUGAAGAUCUCAUAACUUACUUGCUUAGCUUAGGUACUGAUAAUGAUGAGACCUUUACUGAGGAAGAGAUCCUGGACAAUGCCGUGCUUUUGAUGAUCGCCGGACAUGAUACAACGGCUAUCGUUCUCACAUUCAUUUGUCGGCAUCUUGCCAAUGAUGCAGUCACUUAUGCUGCUGUUCUCAACGAACAAGAAGAGAUAGCUAAAAGUAAAGCACCAGGUGAGGCUCUAACAUGGGAUGAUCUUCUCAAGAUGAAGUAUACAUGGAGGGUAGCUCAAGAGAUUUUGAGGACAAUUCCCCCAGCAUUUUUUGGAUUCAGAAGAGUGAUCAAAGAUGUUGAAUUUGGUGGUUAUCUCAUUCCAAAAGGAUGGCAAGUGUUUUGGACUACAAGCGUAACACACAUGGAUGGAAGUAUCUUCAAAGAACCAGAAAGGUUCGAUCCGUCACGCUUCGAGAAGCAAUCGGAGAUUCCACCAUACUGUUUUGUUCCGUUUGGAGCAGGGCCAAGGAUAUGUGCAGGCUAUGAGUUUGCCAAGACAGAGAUGCUGGUAGCAGUGCACUAUAUGGUCACUAGAUUCAAAUGGAGUUUAUGUUGCAAAGAUGAUACUUUUAUUAGAGAUCCAAUGCCAUCUCCAAAGGAGGGGCUCCCUGUUCUGAUUGAAGUCAAGGCUAGUCUAUAAGAAGUUCUCCGUGCUGUUGAAUUUUAAAAGGGCCAUGGUCAUGGUUUGCCUGUCUUAUCCUCUUCUCCCCAAGGUAUAGUUGUGGUUUUUCUAAUAAAUUAGCCUCCUGGCUAUUUCCUA
This is a messenger RNA of Dioscorea cayenensis subsp. rotundata (Guinea yam), 1566 nucleotides long. Its product is annotated as taxadiene 5-alpha hydroxylase-like. The record is from RefSeq and is a predicted model, not a curated record. Gene Ontology annotation, molecular function: oxidoreductase activity, acting on paired donors, with incorporation or reduction of molecular oxygen; iron ion binding; monooxygenase activity. Lineage: Eukaryota; Viridiplantae; Streptophyta; Magnoliopsida; Dioscoreales; Dioscoreaceae. Gene Ontology annotation, biological process: sterol metabolic process.